Messenger RNA from Meriones unguiculatus (Mongolian gerbil), 791 nucleotides. RefSeq names its product golgi transport 1A (gene Golt1a). Lineage: Eukaryota; Metazoa; Chordata; Mammalia; Rodentia; Muridae. Gene Ontology annotation, cellular component: membrane; endoplasmic reticulum. The record is from RefSeq and is a predicted model, not a curated record. The transcript has 5 exons. Gene Ontology annotation, biological process: endoplasmic reticulum to Golgi vesicle-mediated transport; retrograde transport, endosome to Golgi. The coding region runs from base 101 to 499 and encodes 132 amino acids.
ACUGUUGCCAAGGGUCAGCUUCCCGGUAACAUGCCCAGGAUCGGCGCUCCGGGCUCACCACUAGCCGGGUGACCAGGAAGGCCCCCCAGUGGACUGAAGCAUGAUCUCCAUCACGGAGUGGCAGAAGAUUGGUGUGGGCAUCACCGGCUUCGGCAUCUUCUUCAUCCUCUUUGGGAUACUCCUGUACUUUGACUCCGUGCUGCUGGCUUUCGGAAAUCUGCUGUUCCUGACUGGCCUCUCCCUCAUCAUCGGCCUGAGGAGGACGUUUUCCUUCUUCUUCCAACGGCAUAAGCUCAAGGGGACCAGCUUCUUCCUGGGGGGCGUAGCUAUCGUGUUGCUGCGCUGGCCCCUGCUGGGCAUGCUUCUGGAGGCCUACGGAUUCAUUAGCCUCUUCAAAGGCUUUUUCCCUGUGGCCUUUGGCUUUCUGGGCAGCACGGCUAACAGCCCCUUCCUGAGCACGCUGUCCCAGAGGCUUCAAGGCUCCAGCUCAAUGGUCUGAAUGGCAGAGAUGAGCUCCUUGAGCUUGGAUUGUUGAUGGAGGGGCCAUAAGGGGAAUGGGGGCCAAUCUUCAUGCGCUCCCUCCCCAGCACUGAUGUACUUCCCAUCACACAUGGACAUCUCAAAGUCCAGAGAAAAGAUGGAGCUGAGAGCCACUGAUCUUAAACCCCCAAGUUACCUCAAGAGGCUGCUGGAAGCAGAGAUCCUGGUCCUGAUACCCAGCAGGAGCUGAAAGCAAUUUUCCCAGCCUGAAGUUAUGCAGGGGAGUGAAGAUUAAAUCCCCAAGCUGUGAA